Messenger RNA from Aspergillus calidoustus, 10992 nucleotides. Lineage: Eukaryota; Fungi; Ascomycota; Eurotiomycetes; Eurotiales; Aspergillaceae. The record is from the annotation of a GenBank genome assembly.
AUGUACGAACCAAUCGCCAUUGUGGGAACAGCCUGCCGCUUCCCCGGCUCGGCAAGCACCCCGUCCAAGCUCUGGGAGCUGCUCAAGGCGCCCCGCGACGUCCUCAAAUCGUUCGCCCAGGACAGACUGGGGACCGAGGGGUACUACAAUGCCAACGGCGACAUGCGCGGGCGCUCCAACGUCCUGCACAAGUCGUACCUUCUCGAGGAAGACACGCGCCAUUUCGACAACGCGUUCUUCCACAUCAACCCCAAGGACGCCGCUGAGAUGGAUCCCCAGCAGCGGAUGCUUCUUGAGACAGUUUAUGAAGCAUUUGAAGCUGCGGGGCUGUCUCUUGAGGCUGUUGAUAACAGCCAGACUUCGGUGCAUGUUGGGGUUAUGACUGAUGACUAUCAGUGUAUCCAGUCUCGGGACCCGGAUACGCUCGGCGGCCAUGCUGCUACUGGUGUAUCCCGGUCGAUUCUUGCGAACCGCAUCUCCUACGCCUUUAACCUCCAGGGUGCUUCCCUGGCGCUGGAUACCGCCUGUUCCAGCUCCCUCGUUGCCCUCCACAUGGCCGUGCAGGGUCUCCAGCGCGGAGAAGCCACACAGGCCGUGGUGGCAGGCACAAACCUCCUCAUGGACUCGACCUGGUACAUCAUGGCAAGCUCCAUGCACAUGAUCUCGACCGAGUCUCGUUGCCGCAUGUGGGACCGCGAUGCUUCCGGUUACGCACGUGGUGAAGGUGUCGCAGCCGUUGUUCUCAAGACACUCUCCCAGGCGAUCGCGGACAACGAUCGCAUCGAGUGCAUUAUCCGCGGAACUGGCGUCAACUCGGACGGACAGGGCGAUGGCCGCGGGAUUACGAUCCCCUCGCCGGCUGCGCAGACGGCGCUCAUCCAGUCGACGUAUCGUGCUGCAGGCCUGGAUCCUGUUGCGGAUCGGUGCCAGUACUUUGAGUGCCAUGGCACGGGCACGCAGGCUGGAGACCCAGCAGAGGCGCAGGCUAUUCGAGACGCAUUCCGGAGUGAAAAAGACCUGCCCGUUCUGUACUGCGGCUCGAUCAAAAGCGUCAUCGGCCAUCUCGAAGGCUGCGCUGGAUUAGCGGGCGUGAUCAAGGCCUCGCUGGCGAUCCAGAACAAGACGAUUCCCCCAAACAUGCACUUUAACAAUCUGAGUCUCAAGGUUGCACCGUUUUACGAAGGCCUCCAAGUUCCGACGACUCUGAUUCCCUGGCCCGACACCGGCAAUGGGCCGCGCAGGGCGAGUGUAAACAGUUUUGGGUUUGGCGGCACCAACGCGCAUGCGAUUCUCGAGAGCUACGAGCCGUCCAAUACCGAAGAACAGCAGGCUACUAGUGGCAUUUCCGAGUGUGAAGAGGCUGAGCAAACGCUCGUGGGCCCGUUCGUGUUCUCGGCCAGAAGCCAGGCGUCGUUGGUGAGCUGGCUCCAGCAACUGGUCAACUACCUCCGGGCCAACGAGUCCGUGGACCUCGAGACCUUGAGCAGCACGCUACAUUCGAGGAGAUCUGUCUUUCGAUACCGAACUGCAAUCCCAACGGCCGUGGACCGCGACGACCUCGUCGAGAAGUUGACCGACCAAAUCAACAUGCUCACCACCGCAAGCGACGGGUCCCCGUCUUCGGUGGCUGGAGGAGCUACCGGGGAGGGUGUGUCGAUUCUGGGCGUAUUCACUGGCCAGGGCGCCCAAGCAGCCCAAAUGGGCUACGCCCUCUUCAAGCACUGCCCUUCCUUCCGAGACUCGAUCCUCGAAUGCGAGCGCCUCCUCGCCUCAAUCCCCGACCCUCCAACCUGGUCCCUAAGCGCCGAGCUCUCCGCUCCCCCAGGCGAGUCGCACGUAUCCGAAGCCCGAUUCUCACAGCCCCUCUGCACCGCAAUCCAGAUCGCCCUCGUCGACCUCCUCCGUCUCUGCGGGGUCCGCUUCCGCAGUGUCGUCGGGCAUUCCUCUGGCGAGAUCGGUGCUGCGUAUGCCGCCGGAUUGUUGACCCGACGAGACGCCAUGGGGAUAUCGUACUACCGUGGGUGUGUGUCGAAGCUUGCGCAAGGCGCGAACGGGCAGGCUGGAUCCAUGAUGGCCGUUUCCAUGUCGCGGGAUGCAGCAACUGCGCUUUGCGCGGAACAGCAGUUCCAGGGCCGGGUUACGGUUGCCGCAAGCAAUUCGCCUUCCAGUGUGACGCUGUCCGGAGACCGUGAUGCCAUCGCCGAGAUGAAGCGGGUCCUUGAUGGGCGGCAGGUGCAGGCCCGAGUGCUGCAGGUUGACACGGCGUACCACUCGCAUCAUAUGCGGGCCUGUGCUGAGCCAUACUUGCAGCGCCUGAAGGACCUCGGGGUUACUGUCCAGACACCGCCGGCUGAUCAGGAGUGUCGGUGGUAUUCGAGUGUUUGGCUCGAUACGGACAUUCUCGAAGCUCCGCUGGAAAUGGGAUUGGACGGCGAGUACUGGGCUCAGAACCUGGUGCAGCCGGUCCUGUUCUCGGAGGCCGUUACCUCUUCCGUGCAGGGCAAUGGCGGGAGCUUCAGUACCGCUAUCGAAGUCGGUCCCCAUGGCGCUCUCAAAGGGCCUGUCACCCAGACUCUGAAGCAAGCCUCGAUGCCCUACACGUCGUGCUUAAGCCGCGGCCAGAACGCCAUGGAGACCUUUUCGGAUGCCCUCACUGCUCUCUGGACUUUGGCUCCUACCUCUGUCCAGCUUUCGGGAUGGCGCACAGCCCGCGGGCACGAUCGCUCGAAGCCCCCAGUCCCACUCAGCGACCUCCCACCCUACGCAUGGGACCACACGCAACCCCACUGGCGCGAGUCCCGCGUCUCUCGAAGCUACCGUCUCAACCCGCAGCCCACACAUGACCUGCUCGGACGCCUCUGGCAAGAUACAGGUUCAGAGCACAUGUGGCGAAACACCCUGCGACUGGAAGAAAUGCCCUGGCUCCGUGGCCACGUCUUCCAGAGCCAGAUCCUCUUCCCGGCGACGGGGUAUAUCAGCUUGGCUGUUGAUGCCACAAAGGUGUUUGCCAAGAGCCAUGGUCACGCUGUAAGGCUCAUCGAGGUGCGGGAUAUGACGAUCCCGACAGCGCUGCCGGUCAACGAGGGCGACGAAGUCGAGAUUAUCUUCACGAUCCGUGCCCGGGGUUCUGUGGAUCCGCGAUCCUCCACCAUCGAAGCGGAAUUCACCUGCCACAGCUACGCCCGCAGCGACCAGCACGUCGAAGCCGACAAGAACUGCCAGGGCCAGCUGACCAUCCACCUCGGAGACCCUGCGGCAACAGACCUCCCCCCAACAUCCAUUUCCAAGAUCGAACUGACUCCCUACAACGUCGACCGGUUCUACCAGGCCGCGUCGGAAAUCGGGUUCGCGUACUCGGGACCCUUCCGAGGGCUCGAGGCAUUGAACAAAUGCUGGGGUCACGCAAAGGGCGUAGCGGUGUGGGAUGAGGAGGAUCCGGAUAUGCAGAUCGCUUGCACCCUGCAUCCGGCUGUUACGGAUGUUGCCUUUCAGACGGGUCUCUCGACAAUCCUCUCCAUGGCCGAGCGGUCCAUGCACAGCCCAUAUCUCCCCGUGGGGAUCAAGCGGGCCAUCAUCGAUCCGAACCAGGCCUUUGGGGCUGGCUCCCAGGUUAGCAUCGAGGCGUAUCUGACCAGCCCCACUGUUGGCUUGGGUCCACGGAUCGAGACCGAUAUCAGUGUCAAGAGCACAGGGGGCGGGAGCACCGGGGAGGUCUGCGAGAUCCAACUCGAGGGCGUAGCCUUCAAGGCGCUUUCCGAGCAGCUGCCAUCGGAGGAUCGAAACAUGUACGCGAAGACGGUCUGGGGACAUGACGCAGCACAUGGCUUGUCGCUCCCUCCGGCUGCUGUCGUCGUGGAGAAGUCUGCGUCAAGCUACGCAGCAGAGGACUACGAGCGGGUUGCACUGUUCUACCUGCGCCGUCUCAGCGAUUCAGUCACCCCACAGGAUAUGCAUUCGUCGCAGCCCCAUCACCAGAGGCUCAUCCGGUGCAUCAAUGCGAUCACAGCGAAUAUCCGCGCGGACACCAAUCGCGGCUUUUUCAAAGGUGAAUGGCUGCCCGAUACCCCCGAGACAAUUUCGGAGCUGGUCUCUCGCAGUCCAACCGACCCCGACAUGGUGGCACUGCUAGCGAGCGCCGACCGGACGCAGUCCUUGAUGAAUGGGCGGUUCAGUGGGCAGGAGCCGAACUUCUCUGUCUAUCAGGGCUUGAGUACCCGGGGCACAGGGUGCAGCCAGGCAAUCGCACAGCUCGUCGCCCAGAUCAGCCACACGUUCCCGAGAACGAACAUUCUGCACCUGUGCGGCGACGCUGGUGCUGGUACUGUCAGCACCGUCACCGGGAUCCUGGAUGCCGUCGGCGAUGCCUACGCGGCUUAUACCUGUGUGAAUCCCUCGCAGGAUGUCGUUGAUCAGCUGAAGAGCAGUGAGAAGCUAGCUCCUGCGCUAGACACGGGGAGAUUCUCGUUCGACGUGUUCAAUCCCGAGGAUGAGGAUGCUGUUCCCGCUGGCAAGAAAAGGGAGCUCUACGAUGUCAUCAUAGUCACCGACCUGUGCCGUGCACGCAAGGAUCUUCCCCAAUCCAUCCGCACGCUGCGGAGUCUGUUGCGCCCCGGUGGCUUCUUGAUCUCGAUGGAGCUCACCGGUGUGUCACUCGUGCCGAUGGCGAUGCUCGGAGGGGUCGAAGGCUGGUGGGAGAACGGAGACACAGCGUCGUGUCCAGCCAUCAAGACUGGCGAACUGGAUAACCUCCUCUCCAACAACGGGUUCUUUGGUAUCGACUCCAUCUUCCACGAUCAGCCCUCGCAAGCUACACAUGGCUACUCGGUUCUCGCCGCGCAGGCCAUGGACGAUCGUCUGGUGAUCCUUCGCAGCCCGCUGACAGCCCUGCACACAAUCCCACCAGCCAAGGUAUUGAUCAUCGGCGGCGAGACAAGUGGCGUCUCAAGCAUUAUCCGACAGGGCAGGAACUUUUUCCGUACCUGGGCAUCCGAGAUCCAACUAUACAGUCGAUUCGACACGGUUGAUGUUGCUCGCAUUCCGGAGGGUUGCUCGGUGAUUAACCUGCAGGACCUCGACAAGCCGCUCUUCUCAACGCCACCGUCUGUCAACGAGCUGAAGAAUCUGCAGGAGGUGCUGGGUCGUGCUCGCAAUAUUCUUUGGGUCACCUCCGGCCGCCUGGUUAAGGAUCCGUAUGCGAACAUCAUGGCCGGUAUUGGCCGGGCCUUGAACCACGAACAUGUCGAUUUGACUCUGCAGUUCCUCGACUUUGAUGAUGGGGAGCCGGUACAUGGCCAGACUGUGCUCGUUCAAUUCUUGCGCUUGGUCUUUUCAAUUUCUUCUCCGAGCGUUACGGAGGGGUUGCUCUGGGUCCAGGAGCCGGAGCUUGUGGUUAAGAAUGGACAGAUGGUCACACCGCGUGUGCUUCUGGAUACCGAGACGAACGAAGUCUUCAAUGCGGAUCGCCGGAAGGUGGUCAAGUCUGUUGGUUCUUCGGACCCCAUUGAGAUCGUCGAUGCAGGGUCGUCCGAAGCGAGAAUCGCUCGCAGCACUACGCCCAACGUCCCAGAGGGGCAUUUGCCGCUGCAAGUUGAGCUCUCUGUCGCCCUGCACGUCGAUGGCGAGGCUCCUCAGUAUCUGUCUUAUGGCCAAAUGGAUGGUGGACGUCCUGCAUUCGCCCUGUGCGAGGCCGAGUCGUCAGUGGUCGGUGUACCUGGAAAUCUCGACUUCGAGGCGCAUCUUGGUGAAGGGUGCGAUGCAGCGACUCUUGUCAAAGUGGCCACCCUCUUAAUUGCAUCCAGUAUUGUCUGCAGGACCUCUCCCUCCGGGGCAACGCUUGUCUGCGGUGCAUCAAAGGUUCUGGCCACGGCGAUCUCUACCUUGGCUGCGGAGGCAGGGAGGAGGGUCGUCUUCGUUACUGUGACCAGCGAGAAGGGGAGCCCUGAGCAGCUGGAUAGUCUCCAGGAAAUCCAGGUUCACCCGCAGAGCUCGAUCCGCACUGUGGCAAGGCUGCUCCCCCGUGAUGCAAAUGCUCUCUUCGACCUCUCCGGUGACAAGAGCGCCGCCUUUAUCGCAGCAUGUCUUCCCUCCGGAUCCAGGGCACAGGGCCUGGACGUCAGUCUGCUAUCCUAUGAUGCAGUUCAAAAAGCUGUCAACAUCUUCGCGGCACACCAUGACAUCCUAUCUUCCAUCCCAGCGCCCACCGUGCUCUCCCUUGCUGACAUCUCCCAGAAACGCACUGACAAGGCCGACCGUCUCUCGGUGGUCACAAAAUGGACCCGCGAAACUCCCAUCAACGCGGUCGUCCGCGGCCUCGAUCCCCACACGCUCAUCUUGCCUAACAAGACCUACUUCCUCGUCGGCAUGGCCGGCGAACUCGGACAGUCCCUCGCCUAUUUCCUCGUCCGCAGCGGCGCCCGCUACAUUGUCCUCUCUAGCCGAAACCCCAAGGACAACCAACACUGGCUGCAGGACCUCCGAUCUGCAGGGAUCGACAUCCGGAUGGUCAAAAUGGAUGUUACAGACCGCACCCAAGUCCUCGAAACAGUCAAACACCUCCGACAGACAAUGCCCCCAAUCGGCGGCGUGACCAACGCAGCCCUCGUCCUUGAACCCGGCGUCUUCGGGAACCUCUCUGCCGCAAGCAUCGCGAAGCAAAUGAUGCCCAAGAUCCACGGGACAGUCCAUCUCGACGAGGCAUUUGCCGACGCGCCGCCGCUCGACUUCUUCAUGUGUUUCGGGUCCCUGGGGACGACGAUCGGCAACCCGGGGCAUGCGAUCUACCACGCGGGCAACGCAUUCAUGCUCAGUCUCGUGGCGAACAGGAAGAGGCGUGGCCUUGCGGGUUCGAUUUUGAAUUUCGGGAUGCUGGUUGAUGUUGGGUAUGUGGCUAGGGCGGAUCGGAGCGAGGGGUCGAAUGUUGAGGAGUGGUUACGCACUGAUGGACUCAUUGCCCUGUCUGAAGCGGACUUCCAUCAUGUUAUCCUCCAGGGCAUUGCGGCGGGGAGACCGGGGUCGGGGAGCCAUGAGGUUAUCAUGGGUGUGGAGAUGUUCCAUGACAAGGGGCAGGCUACGCGGCCGCGGUGGGUGGGAUCCCCUCGCCUGUCGCAUAUGGUGCGCAAGGUUUCCGACGGUAACGAGGGUGGUGCAGGUGAUGCCUCUGCAUCUGGGGGAAGCCACCAGUCCCGGCUGGAAGCUGCGACGACGGUCGAGGAGGCCAUUCCUCCAGUGACGGAGCUCCUGUCGCAGAAGAUCAAGGCGAUGAUCCAUGUCUCGCUCGACUCGAUUCACCUUGAUGAGCCGCUCUCUCGGUUGGGCAUUGAUUCUAUCAAUGCGAUUGAGAUUCGAAAGUGGCUGUGGGAGCGCCUGCAGGUUGAGAUUCCGAUGGUCAAGAUCCUUGGACGGGACCCCUCUGCUGCGAUCAUUCGGUCCAUCGCAUCGCAGUAUCUUGAGAAACGACCUGAACGCGUGGAGGCACAACCAUCGACCGAGGAGAGUCCCGUUGCUGCAAAUGCCGAGGAGGCACAGCCAGCGAAAGCCGAGCCCACUGCUGAUGAGCAGGCACUCGGCCAAAGCCAGGGCUCCCUUGACAGCAAGAUCUCCUCAACCCCUUCCUCCUGGGAGAUCGUCCCGGGAUCCCCAGUUUCAUCUCUGUCUUCUGAGCGUGUUCUCGAGUUCACCCGCUCCGAGCGCUUGUCAUUCUCGCAAUCCGGGCUGUGCUACAUCCAUGCCUUCUCCGAAAGCCGAACAUCGCUCAACCUGACGACCCGGUGGAAGAUUGAUGGCCCGCUGGAUAUCGAGAGACUCACCCAGGCAUUCCAAAAGACCAUCGACCGCCACGACGCGCUUCGGACAUGCUUCUUUGUUGCCGAGGAAAGCUCUGAGGUGCAACAGUAUCUCAUGCGCACCAACGAGUUCCGACUCACCCGGCUGCAAUCUUCGCUGGAGACUGCCGAUGCCGAUGCGCAGCGCACCUUUGACAGCCUCAAGGCGCACGAGUACUCCAUCGAGACCGGCGAGACACUGCUCGUCAUCUUGCUGCAGCAUAAUGCACAGUCGCAUACUUUGGUCCUGGGCAUCCACAACCUCGCAGUCGACGUGGUCAGCAUCAUGAUGAUCCUCAAAGAGAUUGGUGCCGAGUAUCAGUCUCCUAGCUGGGGGCAGGCUCCUACCCUCUCGUACUUUGACUAUACCCGCCAGCAACGAGAGGAUGUGCAGAACGGACGCUUGGACGCGAGCAUCGACUACUGGAUCAAGCACCUCGACCCGAUUCCCGACCCCCUGCCACUGCUCCCCGUCGCCAAAGUGCGAGCCCGCCAGAGCAACCGCGCGUACGGCCACCACCACGUCACCAGAGAGGUAAGCAGUGACUUUGUGGCUGCCAUCACGGCGAUCGGCCAGUCGCAUGGCGAUGUCACCCCCAUGCAGUUCUACCUCGCCGCACUGCAGGUCUUUCUCCGCCGGUUGCUCAAUCUAGAUGCGGACAUUGUCAUUGGUGUCGUGCACGCCGGCCGCGACGGGCUGAGCAAGUUCCGCGAGACGGUCGGGCAUAUGGCUACGAUUCUCCCGAUUCGAUUCAAGGGCGCGCUCGAUAAAGCAUUCCCAGAGGUGCUGCAAGACACCCGUACAACGCUCGUGAGCAGCCUCGACCACGCACACAUUCCAUUCGCCCUCAUCGUCGACAAGGUCGUGCGCCGCCGGCCAGGGAUGAGCGAGGGCAACAUGCCGCUCAUCCAGGUCGGAUUCGACUACAUGGCCAAUGUGAGUCUUUCCGGCCCCCUUGAUGCAGACAGCACCAUUGCACUGGAAGAUGCGGACUUUACUACUGUCUACGACCUGGUGCUCGAUAUUCAGCCCUCGGCUGAUGGGAAGGGCGGGCAUAUCCUCGGAAUCACCUGCAGCGACGACUACUACUCGCGAUCAGCGACCGAGUUCCUCGCCGAGGCGUUUGUCAGUGUUCUCCAGGAGAUUGUGCAGCAGCCGCUGUCCCUGGUUCGGGACUUCAAACUCUUUAGCGACGCGCAACUCGACAACUCUCGGACUGUCGCUCGAUCCACUCCGCCGCUCUCGCAUUCAUGGCCUGCGACGUUGGUCGAGCGAUUUGCUCAAGUCGCCGUUCAGUUCCCGGACUCUGUCGCGAUCAAGGAUGGCGAUGAGAGUAUUACCUACAGCCAGCUGAAGGACCAGGUCGAGCUUUAUGCUAGUAUCUUGCUCGCUGCGGAUACCAGGAGUGGUACAUCGCGCGUUGCUGUCCUGUGCAAACCCAGUAUUGAUCUGUACGCCGUUAUGCUGGCAGUUUAUUGGAUCGGGGCAGUCUUUGUCCCACUGGACGCCAGUGUCCCCGCUGCACGACGCAAUGAGAUGAUCAAGGCGUGCCAGCCCCGCGUCCUGGUCUUCCAUCCCGCGACCGCAGACGAGGUCGCCGACAAGCAUCUCCACCUCGACACAGGCAGCAAGCUCAGCCUAGUCAACAUCACCAUGCUGGCCCGCACCCAUCGGCAAUCCUCCCCUCCCCCGCUUACCGUUUCGACAGACUCCGGCGCCGACAGCCACAUCCUAUUUACGUCUGGCUCAACGGGAAUCCCCAAGGGCAUCCGGCUGCACCAGCGCGGAAUCAUGAACUUUGCUGCAGCCGUAACGCAACGCUACAACCUCGGUCAAGUCCGCGUCCUCCAACAGACAUCCAUCGGCUUCGACGUCGGCUUCUCGCAGAUCUACACGGCCCUCGCCAACGGCGGGACCCUCGUCGUCGCGCCCCUCGAAGCACGCGGUGAUCCCGAUAGACUCUCUCGACUGAUUCUGGACAACAAAGUCCAGUGGACCAUGUGCACGCCCUCGGAGUAUAGCCUGAUGCUUACCUAUGCUGCUGAUCGGCUCCGCCAAUGCACGGAGUGGCGCUUCGCAGGUGCAGGCGGGGAGGUCCUACCGGAUCGUGUCGUGGAUGGCUUGCGCGACCUGGGCUUGCCUCAUCUCCUGCUGACGAACUGGUACGGGCCUACGGAAGUGACGGUGAUUACGGCGCAGGAUAUCCCCCUGAAUGGGCGUGCCUCUGACGACCACGAUAACAACCCGCUCGGCUCAACAAUCGGCCGCGUCCUCCCCAACAACGCCAUCUACAUUGCCAGCGAGGCCGACGGCACGCUCCUGCCCCUCGGGAUGCCCGGUGAGAUCUGCGUCGCCGGAAACAUGGUCGCGAACGGGUACCUGGACCCGAAGUUCAACGUGGACAAGUUCAUCGAGAACCCGUUCGCCACCAUCACUAGCGCAGCAGACAAAUACUACAACACAAUGUACAAGACCGGCGACAAGGGCAUCAUGCACCAAGACGGCUCAAUAACCUUCCUUGGCCGCACCGCGCGUGGCAGCACAGUGAUCAAGCUCCGCGGGCUCCGCAUCGACCUCGAUGAAGUCUCCGGGGCGAUCCUGGCCGCUGCCCCGGAGGAUCUCGCUGAAACCGCAGUGACGGUCCGCGGAGGCGAAUCCGAGUCGCAGCCGCAGUUCCUCGUCUGCCAUGUCUCGUUCAAACCCGGUAGACACAUCGAGCACCAGCGCCUGGUGGAUCUCGUCCAGCGCCUCCCGCUGCCGCGGUACAUGAUCCCCGCGACGAUUGUGGUCCUGGACCGCAUGCCCCUCGUCCCGAAUGGGAAGCUCGAUCGCGAGCUUCUAAAGACGUUGCCCCUUCCCGAUGCUGCGGCAGCAGCUAGCACCUCCCCCUCCGGAUUCCAGGGACCAAACGGCGUCGAAAAACUCACAGAGACGGAGGAACUCCUCCGCGCCCUCUGGAUACGGAUCAUCGGCGCCGCGGCCGCAAACGCGGACAUCGGUGCGCACUCCUCGUUCCUGUCCGUGGGCGGGAAUUCGUUCCUCUUGGUCCAUCUGAAGCAUUCGGUCAAGCGCGAGUUUGGGGUUGAUGUGCCUCUGCCGCAGCUGGGGAUGGCGGUGGAUCUGAGGGAGAUGGCGGAAGUUGUUGAGAAGGGGAGGGGGAGGCGGGACUAG